AUAUAGAGAGCCUGUGAUUUUGUUGGUUGCGUGGUUUGGAAGCAGCGAUAGCAGAAAGGACUGAUCGGGAGAGGGAAAGCGAAUCGAAUCAGUGAAAAUAUGUCGGGUGUUCCCAACCAAGAGGAAGACAAGAAGCCCGCCGAUCAGUCGGGCCAUAUCAAUCUCAAAGUCAAGGGCCAGGAUGGGAAUGAGGUAUUUUUCAGGAUUAAGAGAAGCACGCAACUGAAGAAGCUCAUGAAUGCUUACUGCGAUCGACAAUCGGUGGAUCUCAACUCUAUUGCAUUUUUGUUUGAUGGACGCCGUCUACGUGGGGAGCAGACUCCUGAUGAGCUGGAAAUGGAGGAUGGGGAUGAGAUUGAUGCCAUGCUGCACCAAACUGGAGGUGCUACUGUUUAGUUGUGGAUAUAAGGUUUCAGGAGACUAUACGUAACUGUACUAUAGGAUUUCAGGCGUCUUCUUUUGAAGUCUUUUUCUUCGAGUUGUUCACUUCAUAUAGGUACUGUUUUGUAUGGAUACUGUGCUUCUUCUGGUUCAGUACUUCAAUACGAGCAUAGUUUGUUCCUUCGUGGCUUGCUGUAUAAUUUCAAGGCAUCAACAUUUUUUAAAAUUGGCCGUCUUUACUUUGAAUUUGAUGGGAAGUUGGUUUUUCUAUCUUCUCGUUAUAUUAUGUGGGAUUAAGCAUUUUAACCCCCUCUCUGUUUGAUUACGGU
Ilex paraguariensis (yerba mate) is the source of this 710-nucleotide messenger RNA. NCBI's taxonomy places the organism in Eukaryota, Viridiplantae, Streptophyta, Magnoliopsida, Aquifoliales, Aquifoliaceae. The record is from the annotation of a GenBank genome assembly.